AUGAAUUUUUCAUUUUUUAAUUAUAUAAUUUUUUUAUAUUCAUUUAUUCAAGUAACUUUUUCAUGUGCACCAUUUAAUUGUCCAAAAUAUUCUAAUGAUGUUACAAUUACUUUUACUAUUGAACCACGUUUAUCAAUAACUUAUACUCCUGGUAAAAAAUAUCACUCAGAUCAACAUUCUUCUAAAAAGGAACUUGCAAAAUUUUUAAAAGAAAUUAUUGAUAAUGCUGUUCAAGAUUUAAGAAAUAAACAUAAAGUAAAUGCUCAUCAACUUAUUGUUGGUACAAGUGUUAACGAAAAACAAUCUAAUCUUUUAAAUGUAACUAUCAUAGAUAAUGAAUGUCUUUAUGAUUGUAAUUAUCGAAAAAGUUAUGCACCCGCUGGAUCUUAUUUCAUGGAUGGAAAUAUAAUUAAAAAAAGAUUAGAAGAUGGUAUUUGUUUAAAUGGAGAAAUUGUUCAUGAAAAAGCUGUAAAUGCUAUAUCAACAAUUGUUUUUAAUGUAAGUGUUAGGCCUCUUGAUAAAAGAGUUUUUUGUGUUACACAUUGGAAUAUUUUUGCUGAUACAGUUCAACAAAGAAUGAUAAGAGGAUCCAGAGGAAAUUUUAUUGGUAAAUAUAAACUUGCAAAACAGUAG
Messenger RNA from Strongyloides ratti, 633 nucleotides. RefSeq lists its product as hypothetical. The transcript has a single exon. The record is from RefSeq and is a predicted model, not a curated record. NCBI's taxonomy places the organism in Eukaryota, Metazoa, Nematoda, Chromadorea, Rhabditida, Strongyloididae. Bases 1 to 633 code for a protein of 210 amino acids.